AUGGAUACUUGUAUGCAGCGGGAGGAUCUCAUGGCUCAUCGCCAAUUGAAAACGGUUGAGAAAUACGACCCUCGCAUCAAUGAAUGGACUUCAGUGGCUGACAUGAACGAAGUUCGAGUUGGAAUGAGAUUGGCCGUUGUCAACGAUAGGCUUUAUGCUGUGGGUGGGCGUGGAGGCGCCGACCAAGAAACAGUUGAAGUUUUUGAUCCUGAAGCGAAUCAAUGGGGAAAUCACAGCAACAUGAAUGAAAAGCGCUUUGAACCGGGUGUCGGCGUGAUACGUACGCGAUGA
This is a messenger RNA of Cooperia oncophora, 291 nucleotides long. The record is from the annotation of a GenBank genome assembly. NCBI's taxonomy places the organism in Eukaryota, Metazoa, Nematoda, Chromadorea, Rhabditida, Trichostrongylidae.